UUUCAAUAUCCUGGGUUAUGGUCCUUCACAUUCCAUUAUAAAGUAGAUUUCCCUCCUGGUCUCCUAUUUCCUUGCUCCUUAAUGCCUGAACCGAUCUCAAUAUGCGCAGGUGCCCUCGGCACAGUCGCAAACGCAAUUGAUCUCUCGGUCAGAACCUACACGCUCAUCGAGGGAAUCAAAUCCGCGCCGGAGAAUAUCAAGCGUCUAGCAGUCGAAUUACGCAGUCUAUACCAUGUCCUUGGAAUGCUCUCCCAGACCCUAGAGGCUCAAAGGAUAAAGAAUCGACCUGAAAAUCUUCCUGUGCAUAUGAUAUCCAACACCAAAGAACUGCUCGAAAAUUGCAUUGAAGUUUUUCGUGAAGUGGAGACUAUUGUUCAACCAUUUGUCGAAGCUGACGGAAGUGUGUUGCGGUCAUUUCGAACGGGGAUUAAAUGGGAGGUUGGCAGAAAAGCAAGCAUUAACACCCUUCAGAAAAGUUUGAGUAACAACAAAGCAACGCUGGAAUUAGCCAUCUCUACUUUAAACUUUUUUAAUUCUUCCCAAACAAUCGAUAUGAUUUCCGACCUUCAAAGGGACGUCCACCGUCUUCGUCGUCAAAUAUAUCAGCCUACCCAACAUCAAAGCCAGCCAGCAAGCAUGAGUGCGCACGAGCGGACUCCGACUGCUCAGAUUGAUGCGCAUAGUAUUCCCAUGCAACGCUUCCUAGCAAGGACUGCGAGCGUUGCUUCUCGUGUGUCUACCUCAACCCAGAUGACAGAGCUUGACUCAAUCUUCUCCGAGGAUAUAUCGGAGACCACCGAAGUAACUAUCCUUAGAGAUGUUGACAUGGCUAGCUCAGAGCGAGUGUCAGACCGUGGCCACUCCGAAGAUGCCGAUAAAGACUUAUCAGUCUUAGAGCAUGCUGAGGGUGACAAUGCACAAGCUUCCAAGACCGAAGUCCCUGCCUCAGGCGCUCCAGAAAAGCGGUCUACGUGGAAAAAGAUCCGCAAGCGGAUGAAGAGAAAUGAUUCAAGAAACAUAUUGCUGCCACUUCCGGAAGCCGGGCCUAACGCGACACCUCACACCACCCCUAGCGUCGAAUAUCCUCGAGUGUCGGAGACCCUAGAAGGCGAGAGACUAGUGAAAAGUAUAAGCACGCCCAUAAUGUCCUCCCAUGAACUUCAGAUGGAACGGGAUUCUACCUCACUCCCACAUCGCUCCAGAACAACACCCAUAACAACACUCUCAGCUCUCCAAUACCGAGAUACACCGAAUCCAGAGGCCUUUCCUAACAGUCCUUACCACUUACCCAAUUUCAACUACAUUGGAAAAGCACCAAAUCCAGAUGGAGAUUCUGAUGGCCUAUGCUCAACUCCACCGCAACCGCCCACCCCGAAAACAAUCAUAAACUCACCCUCAGAGACUGCACAAGAACCUGACCCCUCCACCCCCUGCACAGCCUGCAAAUCCCCGGCUUCCCGCUCCCAAUCCAUAUCCCUCAAAGGCUCCAAAUACCACCAUACCUGCUUCCGCUGCCGUUCCUGCAACAUUCUCCUCCAAUCCGCUUCGCCUCCCCCCGAAGGACCCUUCCAACUAAAAGGGGAUUUUCUCGUCUGCAACAGCUGCGCAUUUACAUGUCAGAAGUGUGACGAGCGGAUUGAAGAACAUGGGCCUAAAGACGCCCCCGCGUACUCUGGAAUUUUUGGCCGUGGGCAGAUGGUUUAUUAA
Molecule: messenger RNA, 1707 nt
Organism: Lindgomyces ingoldianus
Lineage: Eukaryota; Fungi; Ascomycota; Dothideomycetes; Pleosporales; Lindgomycetaceae
Exons: 3
Coding region: 82-1707 (541 amino acids)
Source: RefSeq, a predicted model, not a curated record